Messenger RNA from Neurospora crassa OR74A, 2134 nucleotides. RefSeq lists its product as hypothetical. The record is from RefSeq and is a predicted model, not a curated record. Bases 1 to 1383 code for a protein of 460 amino acids. The transcript has 2 exons. Lineage: Eukaryota; Fungi; Ascomycota; Sordariomycetes; Sordariales; Sordariaceae.
AUGUCUGCGCCUCACCGUGGCUUGCCCCUGCCGGCGGCCUUGAACCCCGUUCCGCCGCCUUCUGGUCCGGGACUCGUUCAACAACCUCCGCCACCCGUCCCCAGCUUGUUAGGACACGCUCACCCGCCACCUACACCAUCGCAAAGUCAGUCCUUGGGACAGAUUCCAGCACCGCCGUCAUGGCAACAUGGGAACGAGGAGUCGAUGCGAGUAUGGCUCAUGGCCAAGGCUGAGGAAGAGAAGCGGAAGCAGGAAGAGGAGAGAACACGGCAGGAAAGCUUCCGCCUGGAACAGCGUAAAACCGAAUUCAACAUGUUGAGAGAGUCACUUCAAGGGGGAGUUCCGCCGGCCAUGGUACCAGUGGUCUUUGCGGGGAUGAGCGGGGGAGCCCUUUCGCAGGCUGCCUUGGACUGGGCACAGCAGUAUAUCUACUCGCAGUCUCACCAGUCCCAUCCACAGGCUUUGUUACCGCCGGGGCCUAUCUCACCCCAACAUCAGAGGCGAGAAUCUCAACCCCACAGCUACGCGCACUAUCCGGGCUCGGGAGGGGUUCCCUCCACUCCAGGCUCUGCCCAGGGACAUGGCGGGUACAUAUCUGGCUAUCCUGGCUCACCACAGACUCGUCCGAGAGGGCAAAGUGUUCCUGGGCCUAUGGCAGGCCGCCUCCAUGGAGGAAUGGCCAAUCUUCCCAACCUCAACACCAGCAUUUCUGGGGGUCAUGGAAGUUCAGCAGCCGCUCAUCCGGCCGUUGUCCAAUCCCAGCAGCAGCAAGAGCCUCAGCAAUCACCCUCGAUACUCUUUCAUCAUUGGACACCACCGACGAGUCAGGCAGGAGGGCGGGGCGGGGUUGACCAGCCUGCAACACCUUCAGUAGGCGAGUCGCCGAGGAAGAGGAAAGCUACGGGCCCGCAGACGGCAGUACCGCCGCCGAGCAGCUCACAGCGGUAUCGGUCCCCGACUUUCUCACAUAGUGGUGCUCCGUUGUCGAAUCCGCCAGCCGGGCGCAAGACAGGUCAUGCUCGCCAGCGGAGUGACAUAGGGUCAUACCGCGGGGCUGUUCGAGGGCGUGGAGACGGUUAUGCGCCAUCGUCACAGGAUGCACCCACAAACAGCAGCGAGUCUAUAGCUACUCAGCACCAGCACCAACAGCAUUUACAACACCAUCAACACCAACACGGACAGGGGCAUACGCAGUCCUCGCAGGGCCAACAGACAGCUCCGACAGUAACACGUAGCGCGCACUCGGUUUCGUCACUGUUGUCGGAUCAUCCACAAUCACCUCGGCCAGGGCAGUUCUCAGGAGGAGGCCGAUCCUCCGAGGAGAAAGUGCGCGGUGGUGCAGUCGGUGGAUCGUCGGCCACGCGAGACAGAGAUAACGACUGAACCUUAAUCUCUUCCGUGUUUCAGCCUCCAAGUCCCGGGGCCAAGAUGCUGCGGUGACAAUCGAAGGGCUGUCCCAACAACGACCAGUCAUCGAGCAGGGCGUCUUGGCGAACGUGUACCCUUGCGAUAUCCGAACCCCACGGAACGGACAAGCUAGGAUUGGGAUCAAGCCGUGCCUCGAUUGGGAAAAGGCUGCUAUGCCCCCCCUGUGGCCUGGACUCCGACGGCCUCGCAUCAUAACUUUCGCUUCUGUUUGACAAACUCGUUUUCCCACAGCAUUUUUGGUCAGGGCGUCAACGCUGGUUUUUGUUCAAUUCGAUUUAUAACUCGAGGGCAGGGGAAGAGCUGAGUCGGAAGCUUUCCCUUUGCGUCCCACUCUGGGUAGUUCUUUUCUCCUUCUCUUCGGAUGCACCUUCUGAACUUGUAUUACUUUUUUGAUUUGUGUUUAUUUGUGUUUUAUCUACCUUUUCUUUCGAUGUAUACUAUGUUAUCUGGCAUUUUUCUAGGUCUUCAUUCUUCAUACGCUUUCACAAAGAAAAUGAUAGUAAAAAACAGGACGCUUUCAGGGAGAAAGCAAGGGAAUAUGAAUGGACGGGACUGGCAUGGAGGAUUUGGAACUUGCGGCUCCUCCUUUGGUGUGCUUGCGUCCUUAGAUGGGUGCAAAUGGGAGUGGAACAAAGAGACCAGAUGGUUAUGGUCGGCCAAGAGCAUCCAGAAUAUACGUACAUACAAUGAUGAUGAUUACCUACCG